Drosophila elegans is the source of this 3179-nucleotide messenger RNA. It is a transcript of the gene Ttc7, whose product is annotated as tetratricopeptide repeat protein 7B. Gene Ontology annotation, biological process: protein localization to plasma membrane; phosphatidylinositol phosphate biosynthetic process. Lineage: Eukaryota; Metazoa; Arthropoda; Insecta; Diptera; Drosophilidae. The transcript has 9 exons. Gene Ontology annotation, molecular function: protein binding. Gene Ontology annotation, cellular component: plasma membrane. The record is from RefSeq and is a predicted model, not a curated record. Bases 105 to 2687 code for a protein of 860 amino acids.
GAGAAUGCUGUAAGCGCAGAGAGGGAGCCAAAGGACACACAUUCCCACUCCCCAGGAAUCACAGAGUUUGACGAACCCAGGAAACACAACUGUCCGGUGGUCUCAUGGCCAACAGGAACAUGCGUAACACGAACACCACAAAAGUGGAGGCUCUGAUCGAGAGCUGCCGCAGCGAGGGCAAGUGGCAGCGGGUAAUCGAGCUGACGGAUGAACUGAAGACCGGGUCGCCGCACAAUGAGUGCCUGGCCAACUUUUUGGUGGGCGAGGCUCGGCUGGAGAACUACCUGGAAGACAAUGCUCCUGCCGCCGACUCCAAUUUCGGGCGCGCCAAGUCCGGCCUGGCCGAGGCUCGACGCUUCCUCCACUUGGCCCUUGGCGAAAGCGGCCAGAAGGCGGGCAUUGCCCUGGACGCUUACCUGUUGCUGGCCAAGCUGUGCUUCGCCUGCGGCGAGUACGAGCAGAGCCUGGACAACUUCGUAAAGGCCGAGCUCAACACGCUGGCCGAGAAGGAGCUGACUCUGCGUAGUUUGAAGAUCCUGGCCGAGUCGUAUGCCAUCAAAGGACUGUGUCUGGAGCAGCAGACUUCGAAGCCGUCGUCAAAGUUCAAGAAGGCCGAAAAGGACACGGAGAUGAUCAGCUGCUUUGAGCGGGCUACGGAUCUGGGAUUGCUUUAUCUGCAGGAAUAUGACAUCGUGAGUGGAAGCAGCAGUUCCAACAACUCGACUGCUGGCUCCACGCUCAAUGUGAACGCGAGUGUGCAGCCGUCAAGCAGCAGCUUCGCUAUCAGCAGCACCAUACCGGCAAGCGGCCCGAGCGGCCUUGAAGUGAACCGUCGGAUGGGCGCAAUUCUGGAAACGGCCCUACAACGGGCACCAAUAGUGCUUAUCAAGACGGAAAAGCUUCAGGAGGCCGUCGAGCGAUACCGCAUCAUGUUAAACGCCAUCGAGACGCGAGCCACCCAAUCGCUGCGUCUCACGCUCGCUCGCCAGCUGGCCGAAGUGCUCCUAAGGGGUGUGUCCGGUACGGUCUACACCCCGCCCUUCACCGGGAAAUCGGGCGGUGGAACGCUGCGAGGUGGUGCCUCCAAGAAGCUCUGGAAACCGCGAAAAUACGCAUCCCGGCAGCAGUUCAAUCCGCGAAACCAACAGGAGGAGGUUAUACUGCUGCUGCUCAUUGCCGAGGCUCUGGCUGUGAGGGAUACGGUUCUAUCGCAGAGCCCCGAGUUCCGUCAGGCCCGUCAGCAUGCUAUGGGUAACGUCACGGCUGUCUAUGAUCUCCUCACACUGGCCACUGUGCGCUGGGGCCUCGUGCAGCUGCUGAACGAGUCCUUCGAAAAGGCACUGAAAUUCAGCUUUGGCGAACAGCAUGUGUGGCGGCAAUACGGACUGAGUCUAAUGGCAGCCGAGAAGCACUCGCACGCACUGAGAGUUCUGCAAGAAUCAAUGAAGCUGACGCCUGGCGAUCCGCUGCCUUGUUUGCUGGCCUCGCGCCUCUGCUACGAAAGUCUGGAAACGGUUAAGCAGGGUCUGGAUUACGCUCAACAAGCGCUUAAGCGCGAAGUGAAGGGCCUGCGACCAUCGCGCAGUCAACUCUUUGUUGGCAUCGGCCAUCAGCAGCUGGCCAUACAGUCAAAUCUAAAGAGCGAGCGGGAUGCGUGUCACAAGAUGGCUCUGGACGCACUGGAGCGGGCUGUACAGCUGGACGGGAACGAUCAUUUGGCCGAGUACUAUCUGUCGUUGCAGUAUGCGCUUUUGGGACAGCUGGCCGAGGCAUUGACCCACAUCCGUUUCGCACUGGCGCUGCGCAUGGAGCACGCUCCUUGCCUACACCUGUUCGCCCUGCUGCUGACAGCAUCGCGGCGUCCGCGAGAGGCACUGGGAGUGGUGGAGGAUGCUCUGCACGAGUUUCCCGAUAAUCUACAGCUACUGCACGUUAAGUCACAUCUGCAGCUUCACCUGGAGGACGCAGAGACGGCGCUGAGCACUGUGCAGCACAUGCUGGCCGUGUGGCGGGACGUUUACGAGGCCCAGUUGGCGGGGGAGGAGGAGAAACACUCCGAUACCAAGAGCGGCGUUCACUUGGCACAUUCCUCACAGAUGUCCGACAAGGAUUCGAAUUCCGUAUACGCUGCAUCCCUGGCUGCAGUCUCACGCGUCGAACAGGCUCUGAGUGAAGCGGCCAGCUCGCUUAGCUCGUUUACCCAGCGACCAGGACCCCGACGACCCUGGAUGCUCCAGAUUGAGAUCUGGCUACUGCUGGCUGAUGUCUAUCUGCGCAUCGAUCAACCCAACGAGGCCCUCAACUGCAUACACGAAGCUUCUCAGAUAUAUCCGCUUUCGCAUCAGAUCAUGUUUAUGCGCGGUCAGGUGCAUGUCUAUUUGGAGCAAUGGUUUGACGCCAAGCAAUGUUUUCUGAAUGCUGUGGCCGCCAAUCCCAAUCAUACGGAAGCUUUACGCGCCCUGGGGCAGACUCAUUUGAUACUGGGCGAGCCUAGACUGGCCGAGAAGAUGCUGAAGGAUGCGGCUAAGCUGGAUCCCAGCUGCCCCAAGAUCUGGUUCGCUUUGGGCAAGGUGAUGGAGACCCUGGGCGAUUUCCAUGCUUCGGCCGACUGCUUUGCCACAUCGCUGCAGCUAGAGCCUUCGUGUCCGGUGCUGCCUUUCACUUCAAUACCGUUGGUCUUUGAAUAGGAACCUUUCUUCGGCUUCCCGUUUGGUUAAUUUGUAGCAGAUUGAACCUCAACUAACCUCAAAGUGAACAGCAAUAUUACUUACUAUAUAUAUACAUACAUAUAUAUACUUACAACUUGAAAAGUCCACACUCUUAUUAAUAUCUUACCUUGGUUAAUAUUAAUUGUUGUGUCGCAGUAUUAGAACAAAAAGGAUUUAAAUAUUGUAUAUGCGUGCGUGUGCUUGUAAAUUAUUAGCUAGCAAUUGUUUAAAAGUUGAUAUGUAUAAAAACUAAUGAAAAACGUCCCGACCUACAUCUUCAGGCGAUGUUGAAUGCGAUAUAAUAUUAAAAAAUGUAUUUCUUCCCUUGCUCCAACACUUAAACUUGUUCAGGUUGGAGCUGGUUUGGUUAACUUAUUUCUUUUAGUCCCUGGAAUGUUAAUUAUUGCAUAAAUAUUUGAUUGAUAUAUAGAUAAAUUUUACUUUAAAUUAAAUAAAAAACUUCACCAACUA